AUGGACGAGCUGGAACUUGCCCAAGCUGAGGCUGAGUUUGUCCACGCUGGGCUUGCACAACACAGGGCCGACAGGAAAAGAGGUUCAUCCCUCUUGGUGCCGAGACUGCAGUUCAAGCGGCGCCACAGGGCCACACGAAAGGGCGAGUUGAAGGCAAGGCAGUUCGAUCCGAGGGGAAAUGCUCCGAUGAUUGUCACUGGCUCAGAUUGCUCAGGUCUGGACACUGCUACUGCUGCUUUGAAAAUGGCAGGCCUCGAGCCCUGCACGGUGUUCUUGUCUGAGAAAGAUGCCCACGCCAGAAAAGUGUUGGAGAGCAACUAUGCGACUGGUGGAGCUUAUGCAGUCGAGGGCAUUGGUGGCUUGCCCCAUGCUGGCAGCAAGCCUCGGAUUUUCAACAACACCAUGGCAAGGGAUGAUUCCGAGAUCAGUGCGGAAAUCGACCUCUACACUGCAGGCCCACCCUGCCAGCCAUUCAGCAUGGCUGGUUUGCAGAAUGGCUUGCACGAUAAACGUGCUCAUGUGCUGCUGCGUGUUCUGCAGACGAUUAAGACCAUUCAGCCCCUGACAUUUGCCUUGGAGAAUGUCAAACCAUUAGCGCGGCACAAGAUGUUCAAGCUCCUCUUUGAUUUCAUUUUGGCUUUCCUACGUUCCAUCGAAGAUGCAAAUGGCGAGAAAGUGUACCAAGUGGAAUGCAAGGUUCUUGACACAAGCGUUGUAGGUGGCUUGCCCCAAGCGAGCGUGUCCAGUUUGCUGGACUGCACAGAUGUCUCUGACUUACACCACGGCGUGACCACGGAGAAAGGCAAAGCAAGGGUCCAGCAGCACCUGGUGUCAGUCGCCAAAAUGAUCCAGGAUUCCAUUCUGAAGUGUUCCGCCACAAAGGCGUCACAGGAUGCUGUGUGGUGCGCCGAUGUGGGGUGCAGCUUGAAGCGCGGCGCGACAGCCCUGCCUGAAAAGUCACCGACGUUGACGCACAGUCGGUGCAAGUCUGGAGGUCACAUGUUGCUACCCAUGCAGCGGCACAUGACUUUGAAUGAAAUUGAAGAACUUCAGGGGUUUCCAGGAGGACAUUUACGGAUCCCUGCCGGAGUCAGCAAGAAGAAGUAUGCAGGCAUGCUUGGCAACGCUUUCACUGUCAGUGUGAUCGGCAGGGUUGCGUUGAAUUUGCUGAAAAUGGUCGGCAAGGUGCCCCCCGAACAUUUUGACCCAUGGGCAAUGCCGAGCAUGAAGCAUGACUUUGUCGACUACAGCCGCUUCAAUGGAAUGAAGCGCCGCUGCGUGAGGAGAGAUGGUCACACAGACUCAUAG
Molecule: messenger RNA, 1308 nt
Organism: Cladocopium goreaui
Lineage: Eukaryota; Dinophyceae; Suessiales; Symbiodiniaceae
Source: the annotation of a GenBank genome assembly